CAAUACUCCCACAAAAAAUUAAAGUAAAUAUGUCUCUAUUAUAUUUUAAUUUAUUCUUUUGGGCGAUUUUUGUAUGUGCUAAUAAUUAUAAUUUGUACACAUACAAAGCAAAUGCUUCAUUAUUAUUAUCGUCCCAUUUGAAUUGUUCAAACAUCUAUGUUGAUUCUUCUUCUGGCCAUGGAGAUUACAAUUCUAUCCAAGAAGCAAUUGAUUCAGUCCCUGUGAACAACAAUAUUUGGGUCUGCAUUCAUGUCAAAGCUGGAAAUUAUAGAAGUGUAUAAUAUCAGUAGAUACAGGCAAUGAUAAGACAAUGGUGGGAUACAUAACAUCACAAGGGAGAGACAGCCCAGAUGAAAAGAGUGGGUUUGUGUUCAAGAAAUGUUAUGUGAAUGGAAAUGGCAAAGCCUAUUUGGGAAGGCCUUGGGGAGACUAUUCAAGAGUCAUUUUUUUCAAGACUCAUAUGGAAAACAUCAUUGUCCCUCAAGGUUGGUGGGCUAAUGAUGAACUCCUUUCCAAUGGGGGUGGGGAUAAGUUGACAUAUGUGGAAGAGGAGUGCAGUGGACCGGCGGAAAAGCUUGAUGCAGAGAUGGAAGGGAAGAAACAAGCUCAAAAUCCAUGUCCGUCGCCGUCUUCUUCGUCCUUCAAAACCCCCAGGCCUCCUUUACGCUCCUUCAAUUUCCAAUCCUCUCCUCGGUUCUUCACUCCCUGCAAUGUCACCCCUGCUUCCUCCGUUCGCGGCCGCCACGCGAGGAAGAGCUCCGCCACAGCGGCCAAGAGCAAAGCAGCGCGAAAGCUGCGAGAUUUCGAGCAGGAGCAGUCGAAAUCGUCCCGGAAGGCCUUGACGGAAAAGGAGAAGUCGCUCAAGUCCUUAGCCAAGUCGCUUGGCGUUUGGCUGAAUUUCCUGUUCGAGAAUCCUAGGUCUUGUGGGUGCGAUGUGUCACGGUUUUCCGCCGGAGGGAUUGAGAAUUUGGGGGAGUGUGAGGCUGGAGUUGCGCUCACUGGGAAGAGGGAGAGCAGGCCGGCUUGUGUGGUUGGGGACGGGGAACCCUGGAGGGAUCCCAAGAGGCAGAGGAACAUGUCGUGGAGGGGUUUGGGGAAGGAGGAAACAUGGGCGUUUCCGGAUUCCAUGUUCUCCAGGUUGAAGACUUCGUUGCUUGAAGUUUGCAGCUUUGAUGAUCUGAAGGAGAGAAUGAAGAAUUACUUGAGUUUGGGAAGCUGUAAGGAGAUAUUCACUGCCAUGACUCAAGUAGCAAAGAAUAUUGAUGAAGGAAGAUUGAAAAUGAAGGCUCAUUGCCCCAUGGUUACUGAUGUUGGAAUGAAGGAGAAAGCUUUGAAAACUCUCAUGUGUUAUAACCCCACCUGGAUUCGGAUUGGAUUGUACAUAAUUCUGGGUGGUGACUCCUUGCUGCAAAAUGAAGAUGCUAAUUCUGAACAGGAAGUUGCCUUCUUCAGGAUGCUGAUCGAGAAGCAGUUUUUCUCACAUGCCGGUUUAGCAAAAACAUAUGCUUAUAACAAAUUGGUUGAAGGUUUAUACAGACCUGGUUACUAUGAUGAGUUGGGGAAAGUCAUCUUGAAGAGAUUUUUCUUGCUUGUUCUUGUACUUGAUAGAGCCAAAUGUCAAAGCAGUCUUCCUUGUAAAUAUGGUAUUGAUGGUUUAGACGGGGGAUCCCCUCUGUUGUUCUCUUUGCAAUCACAUGUUAAAUCUAGCAAUCAACUUAUAAAUGAGUUCUUAUCUUCGGAUGUGAUGCAUGGUGAGGGUAACCUUCUAGCACAUUUAGUCAUUAUGGGGUUUAAAGCAACUUAUCAACAGAAUCCUUUGGUAGAGUAUCAAUUCAAGGUGGUUGAUAUAUUUGAAGAUCUUCACGAUGGUGUGCGACUUUGCAGAGCUGUUCAGCUCUUGCAGCAUGAUCCAUCUAUCUUAGUGAAAAUGUUGGUUCCAUCAGACACCCGCAAAAAGUGUUUGAAUAACUGUGGUGUGGUUUUGCAAUAUGUGCAACAAGCUAGUGUGCCAAUAGUAGAUGAAGAUGGUACUAUUAUAAUGGCCGAAGAUGUUGUUAAUGGGGAUAAGGAACUCAUCAUUUCAUUGCUAUGGAACAUGUUUGUGCACUUACAGUUGCCACUUCUAAUCAACAAGGAGCUGAUGGUUGCGGAGAUUCAAAAGAUACAAGGGUUUGAGGGGAAAUGCACAAACAGUCAUACUCAUUUGGACAUGCUUUUGUGUUGGAUCCAGGCCAUUUGUAAGAGUUAUGAUCUUAAGGUUGAUGCAUUUUCUUCAUUGGCCGAUGGAAAAGCUAUGUGGUGCUUGCUCGAUUUUUACUUCAGGAAGGAACUACAUUGUUCUUGUUCACUUAAGGCGAGCGAUGAAGUGGAAGUUUCCAUUGUAUCUGCUAUUGAUUAUACAGAUGCGGUGCACAAUUUCAUUUUAUCCCAAAAGCUGCCAUCCCUAUUGGGGAAAUUUCCAGAGGUUUUACAAGUCAGUGACAUACUUGAAAGUAAUGGAGCCUGCAAUGAUCGGAGUGUGGUUAUACUCUUGGCAUUUCUCUCAUUUCAACUGCUUGUCAGAAGAAAUACGGAGCAUUUGAACUUUCAUAAAUUGUUGGGAUUUAAUUGUCAAAGUCCUGAAAGGAGAAGGCUAAGCAAAGACAAAUGGUUUAUGAAUCCUGCAACUGACAUGAAGCAAGAAAGAAUCCACACUUCUGAAGAUGCUGCAAAAGAUUUCAAGGCAAUAAUGUCCUGGUGGAAAGACAUGGCUCUACGUAAUAAUAAAUCUGACAUGGAGCAAGUACCUGAGACAAAACAAGAGUUAUUUACCUGUAAAGGAGGCUGUAGCAGUGAAAGGGGCUUUUCAGUCAAUAACCAAGAUAUAAUGAAGUCCAAAAAUUCUGCACAACCCAUUCAGGCUGCUACAAGGAUGUCGAUCAAUGAGCUGCAUCAAGAGGGAAGUAAAGAGAUUCAAAAAUUUUCAGAUUUUCAUCUUAGUAAUGCUUGCAUUGUCAUUCAGAAAUGCUUCCGUGGAAGUAUAGCACGAUCUAUGUUUGCAAACAUGAUUUCUCAAGCAAAAGCAGCAGUAAUUAUACAACGUGCUUGGAUAAUAUACAGAGGACAGAUGUUGUCUCUCCAGACUAGACACUCUGCGGCGUUAAAAAUUCAAACGCAUUGGCAUGGUUGGUUAAUGAGGAAGGCAUUCAUUAAUAAGAAGAAAUCAGCAGCACUUAUCCAGAGUACUUUCCGUUCUAUGAAAUGCUCAAGGGAUUUUAAGCGCUACAGAUGUGAAGUUAAGUCAGCGAUCAUAAUUCAGGCCUAUGUUCGUGGAUGGAUUGCUCGUAGAGAUUAUAAUCGGUGUAAAUAUCUCAUUGUUAACAUUCAGAGCCAUUGUCAUGGGUGCAUAAAAAGGAAAGAACUGUCCCUACAGAAAGAGGCGGCAGUUAAGAUCCAAACUGCAGCCCGUUGGAUGAUACAUAAUAACACAUUCCUUUCCCGGAAACACGCUGCAACUGAAAUACAGCGCUUUGUCAGAGGAGAAAUUACAAGAAAGAGGCUUCUAGGUUCGUCACGCUAUCGUAGGACUUCAAGUAGCACCUUCAAAGUAUCUGAAUUGAGAAUAUUUCUGCAAUCAGUGACAAAGUUGCAAAGGUUGUGGAGGGCUGUUUUGUUAAAUAGACAAAGAGAAAGAUCAGAAAUUGUUAUCCAAUCACAUAUUCGUGGAUGGAUUGCCAGGAAACAAGCUUCCAAGAAAAGACAUGGGAUUAUUGUGAUCCAGUCAUACACGAAAGCUUAUCUUGUAAGGAAAGAUUUAAAAGGCGAGCUUCUUGAUCUGCGUUUGAGAGUGCAAAAGUCUGCUGCAAACAUUGAUGAUGGUAUGCGUAUAAUCAACAGACUUCUUGCUGCAUUAUCAGAACUUCUGAAUAUGAAAAGUGUGAGUGGCAUUCUCCACACUUGUGCAACUUUAGAUAUGGCAACAAAGCAUUCUCAAAGGUGUUGUGAGGAACUUGUUGCUGCGGGAGCUGUUCAGAUUUUAAUAAAGCAAAUACGGUCUCACUCGUGACUGCAUCGACACAAUUUUCUUGGAGUUUUUAAGAAACAAAGAGGAGGGGUAUUUUAUUGCUGCUGAGCUUUUGAAGAAACUGUUUCUUCAUCCCAAUGGCAUUGAAGUUGUGCACAAGUUACCAGCUCUUGUGAAGAGGCUACACAAUCACGUGGAAGAGCUCUCUAGGAAGGCAAAAAAUGAUAAAAGGACUACUCAAGCUGUAGCCAUGAGAGAAAAGGUUGACAGAAGAUUGAGAGAAGCUGUUGAGAUUUUGGAAUUGAUCAAGUCAUCAAACUCAAAUUAAGCCUCAACUAUGGUUCUGCUGCAAUCUGUUGGUUUUUUUAUAGCUUUGAGAUAUUCUUGUAGUCUGAUCUUUAGAUAUUU
This is a messenger RNA of Cuscuta campestris, 4411 nucleotides long. NCBI's taxonomy places the organism in Eukaryota, Viridiplantae, Streptophyta, Magnoliopsida, Solanales, Convolvulaceae. The record is from the annotation of a GenBank genome assembly.